AUGGCCGUCGAAGAAGAAUCCCAAGAACGACGGUACCGAUGGGACACUCACGCCAAUACCUUUACCAAGAUGGAAAUCCCUCCCUGGGCAAACAGCCGCGGUGUUCUAAUUCGACCGUGGCGAUCACAGCAACGAUUGAUCAACGAAUUCCUGACGUUAGACUUUAUUUCUUCGAAUACAACCAUUCCUGUUCCCAAGCCACUUCGACUGGAAUUCCUUGAUGGCCAUCUCUCCUUGACUACCGAACUGAUCGACGGCGUCAUCUUCGACGACCUUCCGCCUCACCUCCAAUCGACUUCGUAUCUUGACGAGUAUGUUCGAACUGAAGUGCUUCCUCAACUACGAGCACUCAGGUCGAAUUCUCUGGGCACGACGAAUGGCCUUGUCAUUCCGCCACGUCGAGUCUUUGACCCAAACCCUAAGGACUGGCAGUCCCGAACCUCUGCGGUGGACGAAUACACCUUGAUUCACGGUGACUUGGCGCAGCAUAAUUUCAUGUGCGACCGCGAUACAGGCGAAGUGAAGGCAAUCAUUGAUUGGGAGUAUGCUGGGUUUUACCCCGACUACUUCGAAGCCUGCUAUUGGCAUCACCCCUACUACGAGAAAGAGGACGACCCUGCUGAAGUCGAAAAACUGCGUAACUUCCUGGACCAGUGCCUCUGUACCGACUCGGAACAGAAAUGCUUGCUCCCCACGGAUUCUCAGGUCGCUUCUCUCCCCACCGAUCCAUCGGCACCGGCUCUCUUGUGA
Molecule: messenger RNA, 750 nt
Organism: Capronia epimyces CBS 606.96
Lineage: Eukaryota; Fungi; Ascomycota; Eurotiomycetes; Chaetothyriales; Herpotrichiellaceae
Exons: 1
Coding region: 1-750 (249 amino acids)
Source: RefSeq, a predicted model, not a curated record